AUGCAAAUUUGGCCUAUGGGUGAUGAUGCUGUGGCAACGCAGGCCCACUCAUCACAACAAAUGUGUCACUCCGUGCAGGAUAUUGACAGUGCGGGAGGCUGCGACACGUCUCUAAAUGACAUCAAAAACUUCAGUGAAGGAUGCGUGAAGCCUCCAACUAUGAUCGGUCAAUUUCAUACCUGUUUCUUGGGGUCCAUCCAAAUGUCCCUUCUUCGGGUGCUAGGCUCUGUGGUCUGUGGAAAUGAGGCGUUGCACUUCAGCUGUGAUCCCGACAAGAGGGAGACGAACCGCUUCUGCUACAACCAGUUCAGGCCAAUCACUCCACGAGCAGGGUUUCCUGUGUUCUGGGCUUUACAACUAGUGGUUGUCCUGGUCCCUGGUGCUACUUUCCAUCUUCACGCUGCAUGUAACAGCAAUCAAGAACACCUUAUUCAAAAGCCCAUCUACACUGAUUUAUAUCCCACUGUUUUAGUAAGAAUUAGUCUAGAGGUGAUAUCAGUUUGGCUUCAGAUUCACCUCUUUGGUUUCCAAAUCAAACCUCUCUAACUAUGUGAUACUGGAUCUCCUGGGAAAAAACUGACUAUUAUAAAAUGCAUGGGGCCAGAACACUUUGAGAAGACCAGUUUUCUCAUUGUAAUGUAUAUAUUUACUGUAAUUACAAUGAUAGUAUGUGUUACUGAGGUUCUUGAGAUCAUAUUUAGAUUAUGCUUUCUAAUUAAGCAGUGA
This is a messenger RNA of Phyllostomus hastatus (greater spear-nosed bat), 726 nucleotides long. It is a transcript of the gene GJE1, whose product is annotated as gap junction protein epsilon 1. Gene Ontology annotation, biological process: cell communication. Gene Ontology annotation, cellular component: connexin complex. The record is from RefSeq and is a predicted model, not a curated record. NCBI's taxonomy places the organism in Eukaryota, Metazoa, Chordata, Mammalia, Chiroptera, Phyllostomidae.